UAGACCUCCAAUUCCGGCCUCCUCUCUCCCUGCUCUUCCACCAACUAAUAGCUCCCUUCCUCUCCAUUUCGGCGCCUAUCCUACACCGCCCCCCUCUAGCGCCUUGUAUGGGCGAGAAAUGGCAGAGCCUUCAGGACGGGCAUCACCCACGGACAUAACAGGGGUUGUGGCAAGGGUGUCCACUGUCACAGCUCCUUCACCGCGUUCAUCAACACACACAUACACGACUCAGCCCGAGGCGUAUGAGAUGCAUGUGCGCCCAAUGGUCAUCCCCCCACCUAUGCCUCUCGAUUUGCCAGAUGCAGAUCUUGUAAAAAUAGGAAGAGAUUACCAAGCACUCAUCUUAGCGAAGUGCGCGCGGGGUAAUCAUGAUUAUGCUACUUCGUAUGGAAUGGCAGGGAUAUUGGCAUCUAUCUUUUGCUUCCCAUGUGGACUCAUCGGACUUUGCCUGGACCGUGACAAAAAAUGUGUCCGUUGUGGUGUUGACGUAAAUCACGGAGGUUAACAGCUAAAUGUCGAGCAGAACGAUGCGACGUCUAACCUUCCAUCUCUUGUAUGGCGGGAGUCAUUGGUUAUUCAGACUGCCGCAUCAAGGACACACAACCUACCACCUCUCGAGAGAACCUAACCUUAAUCAGACCUGAAUGUCGACUUCUAUAUAGGUCUCUAUCACCUUCCUUGACACGAUAUCCACAUUGCUUUUAGUUUGUA
Molecule: messenger RNA, 711 nt
Organism: Cantharellus anzutake
Lineage: Eukaryota; Fungi; Basidiomycota; Agaricomycetes; Cantharellales; Hydnaceae
Exons: 7
Coding region: 119-505 (128 amino acids)
Source: RefSeq, a predicted model, not a curated record